This is a messenger RNA of Spinacia oleracea (spinach), 1450 nucleotides long. RefSeq lists its product as uncharacterized. The transcript has 9 exons. The record is from RefSeq and is a predicted model, not a curated record. NCBI's taxonomy places the organism in Eukaryota, Viridiplantae, Streptophyta, Magnoliopsida, Caryophyllales, Amaranthaceae. Gene Ontology annotation, biological process: phospholipid transport. Bases 689 to 1300 code for a protein of 203 amino acids.
UCUAUUUGGGCGGCAAUUGUAGCAACCAUUACCAUUACAAUUACCAAUUUAGCAAUUUUGACGCCACGCCCCCCCUCUGUCUCUCAAUCUCUCUUUCUUUCACACUUCUCUUCAAAUUUAAUCCGCGGCUCAUAUUUUUGGACCCAAACUAACUAAUUAGCUUACAAUUUCCAUUACUAUAUACCAAAAUAAUAUUCCAUUUCCCUCUUCAUUUUAUUCUCACCUCUCUGGAAGAACAACAAAAAAAACCAAAAAAAGUUGAAAAUUCUUUAAUUUCUUCAUCAAAUUUUUUUUAUUAUAUCUUCAAAAAAUUUAAUAUAUUUCUAAUUCUAUUCUCAUUUAGUUUUCCCCAAAUUGAUAAUAGAAAGUAACCUUGGUUGAUCAGACUAUAGUAUUUUUUCUGGUGGAAGAAAAAGGAAGAUGGUUCAGAUAAAGGAAUUUCGAAUUGUCAUGCCUAUGUCACUUGCUGAGUACGAGGUUGCACAGAUGUAUAUGGUUCUAAAAAUGCAACAGGAAAAUACAACAAAUAUCGAAGGAGUUGAUGUUCUGGAGAAUAGACCUUUUGAGGACAAUGUAUUUGGAAAGGGCCAUUACACAUCAAAAGUAUAUAGUUUUCAGAGCAAAAUCCCCUCUUGGCUUACAACAUUCGCGUCAGCAGAUUCUCUUCUACUGAAAGAGGAAGCAUGGAAUGCAUAUCCAAAAUGCAAAUCAGUGUUCACGCUUGAGCAAGCUGCUUCUUUCUAUAGAUACUAUUCACGUGGCGGAUAAUGGAAAAUCAGAAAAUGUGCACGGUCUAAAUAAAGAACAAUUAGCAUCGAGGCAGGUGGAAGUUAUCGAUAUUGCAUCAUCUGUAAGAGACUAUUGGAGCUAUUUGGUUGGUAGUUGCAAUGUGGAUUUGUCUACGUUCAGAUCAGCAAGGACCAACCGAGGACCGUUGACGGAAGGCUGGAGAGAUCGAUGCAACCCUGUUAUGACUGCAUAUAAACUAGUAACGGUUGAUGCUCCAUACUGGGGCUUUGGUAAACGAUUGGAGCAAGUGCUGAUGGCGGGUGAGAGGUCGCUUUUCCUUGAAACGCACAGCAACAUUUUUGCCUGGAUUGAUGAAUGGCAUGGUACGAGCAUUGAAAAGCUGCGGGAGCUUGAGGAGCAGCUCUAUUCAUCAUCCAAUGAGGGCAGUAUGAUACCAAUGCAACUAAAUGAUAAGGAUGGUUACGAUCGAAAAUGUUUGUUGGAGGGUAAAGGCUCAAAGUCUCAGCUAAAGUCCGAGGACCAUAAUUUUGGUGUUGCAAUGUCUGAUUAAUGGUAUAGUUUGCUGACUAUAAAUUAAUUGUAGGUAGUGUAUUAGAUUUGUUUUUGUAAGGUUGUAAUUCUCUUCCAAAAUAAGACAAUGCAGAAUUGUUGUAUUUGCUUCAAAUAAUAAUAUUCAUAUAUAUUCUACAAAUUGAAGCUA